AAAAAAAAGAAAUGAAAAAGUAGCACAAUCCAUAUUAUAUUCCUUAUGAAUAUAAUAAAUUUAAAAUCUUAAAAUUAAAAAUCAAAUUUUUGAUCUUUGAACUACGAUCUUCUAACUCUAAAAAAUUAAUAAUGUUACUAUUAUUGUCUCCCCACUUUCUCUAUCUAUGUCUAGUAAUUGAAUCUUAUGUUUACUUGUCUUCUUUCAAAGGUUGUAGUAAUUUCAAAUUCCUCAAGUAAUUUCUCUAGUAUUUCUAGUACUACUAGUCUACUACUACUACCACUUGUACCUCACUCUAUUUUGCCUACUUCAACUUACUAAUUCUCCUUCUCUCUUCUUCCAUUUUAAAUUCUGUUGACCGUUUACCAAAUUAAAAUUCUGGGUUUUUUCCAAUUCUCUGAGAUUUCAUCUGGGUUUCUUUCAAAAAUAUCAAAUUCAAGCUCAAACCUUUACAUUUAUGGUUGUUUUUUAGAGAGAGAAAGUUGAUUGAAGUUUGAAGAUCAAGCUAUUGUGGGUUGCUUUUGUAAUGAGAAAAAGAUACAAGUUUCUAUAACUUUUGAGCCUUAAAGUAUUUGGUGAUCAAGUGAAAAUUAGAGUUGUAUCAAUAAAGAAGCUAUGGUGGAAGAAAAUGAGCAUCAAGAGAGUUUUGUGGAUGAUCGGACGGCGGAAGAGUGGUUAUUACAUGCCCAAGAGAGAGUUCCUGUGGCACUCAAUAAAGCAAGACAAGUUAAGGGGUUUCCGGGGAGAUGGAAGAUGAUCAUAUCGAAAUUGGAGCAAAUCCCUACGCGUUUAUCAGAUUUAUCAAGUCACCCUUGUUUCUCGAAGAACACGCUUUGUAAGGAGCAAUUACAGGCUGUUUCUAAGACCUUGAAUGAGGCAAUUGAGUUAGCUGAUUUGUGUAUUCAGGAAAAAUACGAAGGGAAGCUUCGUGUGCAGAGUGAUCUCGAUUCAUUGUCGGGGAAAUUAGACUUGAAUCUUCGAGAUUGCGGUCUGUUGAUCAAGAGUGGGGUCCUUGGUGAGACUUCAAUGCCUUCUGUUUCAUCGAGCUCGUCCUCAUCAAUGGAAUCCGAGCAGACUGCUCAUAGCAACAUUAGGGAGUUGCUCGCUCGCCUCCAAAUCGGGCAUUUGGAGGCUAAACACAAGGCCCUCGACACUCUCGUGGGGAUCAUGAAGGAGGAUGAAAAGAAUGUGUUAUCUGUUCUAGGAAGAAGCAAUACUGCUGCAUUAGUGCAGCUUCUUACAGCAACUUCUCCUAGAAUUAGAGAGAAAACUGUGACCGUUAUAUGUUCAUUAGCUGAAUCAGGUUCUUGUGAAAAUUGGUUGGUAUCAGAAGGUGUUCUUCCACCUCUUAUAAGGCUUGUAGAGUCGGGAAGUUUAGUGGGUAAAGAAAAGGCUACGAUUUCUCUUCAAAGGCUAUCUAUGUCAUCUGAGAUAGCUCGAUCGAUUGUGGGCCAUGGCGGGGUUAGGCCCUUGAUUGACAUGUGUAAGGUAGGUGAUUCUGUUUCGCAAGCGGCUGCAGCGUGCACGCUAAAGAACAUAUCAGCUGUUCCUGAGGUAAGACAAGCUCUUGCUGAGGAAGGGAUUGUUAAAGUGAUGAUCAAUCUUCUCGAUUGUGGGCUUUUGCUAGGAUCUAAAGAAUAUGCAGCUGAAUGCUUGCAGAAUCUUACUGCAAGCAAUGAAGCCCUCAAAAGAUCGGUUGUUUCCGAAGGUGGGAUUAGAAGUUUAUUGGCUUACCUAGACGGGCCUUUACCUCAAGAAUCCGCGAUGGGUGCAUUGAAGAAUUUGGUAGGAUCCGUUUCGAUGGAAUUGCUGGAAUCGCUUGGGUUUCUUCAGAGAUUAGUCCAUGUUCUGAAAUCUGGGUCUGUAGGCGCCCAGCAAGCGGCUGCAUCAGCAAUUUGUAAGAUUUGUAACACUGCCGAGGUGAAAAAGAUGGUGGCCGAGGCUGGGUGUAUUCCAUUGCUUGUUAAGAUGCUCGAGGCUAAGGCAAAUGGUGCAAGGGAGGUUGCAGCACAGGCACUAUCAAGUUUAAUAACACUUCCCCAUAAUUGUAGGGAGGUGAAGAAGGAUGACAAGAGCGUGCCAAAUUUAGUUCAAUUACUCGACUCGAACCCCCAAAAUACGGCCAAGAAAUACGCGGUGACAUGUCUUCUUUCUCUCUCGUCUAGCAAAAAAUGCAAGAAGCUCAUGGUCUCGUAUGGAGCUAUUGGGUAUCUAAAGAAGUUGACGGAGAUGGAUGUUCCUGGUGCCAAGAAAUUGCUCGAGCGUUUGGAGCGAGGGAGACUCAAGAGCUUGUUCAACAGGAAAUGAGGCAAGAUCUACCCAAGUUUGCUUCCUUUCCCUUUUGUUUUCUAGUAUAUGACAUUGUCCAUGUUUCAUAGCCUAUAUGAAACAAACUAUGUUCAAAUGUAAACUAGUUAAGUGUGUUAUAUGUGCUAAUUAUGUGUAACCAUGUACUUAUAAUUGCAUCCUUACUUUGUGUGCAAUUUUAGAAAUAAUUUAUAGUUUAGUGAUCCAACCUCAA
Messenger RNA from Amaranthus tricolor (Joseph's coat), 2521 nucleotides. Its product is annotated as protein CELLULOSE SYNTHASE INTERACTIVE 3. The transcript has 2 exons. The record is from RefSeq and is a predicted model, not a curated record. The coding region runs from base 616 to 2307 and encodes 563 amino acids. Gene Ontology annotation, molecular function: protein binding. NCBI's taxonomy places the organism in Eukaryota, Viridiplantae, Streptophyta, Magnoliopsida, Caryophyllales, Amaranthaceae.